Chionomys nivalis (European snow vole) is the source of this 1734-nucleotide messenger RNA. RefSeq names its product serine protease FAM111A-like. The record is from RefSeq and is a predicted model, not a curated record. The transcript has 2 exons. Lineage: Eukaryota; Metazoa; Chordata; Mammalia; Rodentia; Cricetidae. Bases 1 to 1734 code for a protein of 577 amino acids.
AUGAGCUAUAGCAAGCAAGGGUCGCAGAAGGUCCUUCCCGAUUUAAGGAACAACAUGACAGUCAAGUACCGUUUUUCUCCGGUCCCCAAAGAAGAGAAGAGUGAUGGCAAUGUUCAUCAAAUUGAGAUGGAAUCUAGAAAAAGAGAAAGUGAGAAAACCAACCCCCACAAUCAAUGUCCACCUAAGAAAUAUCGAAAAGAUCAGCCUACUUCCUCAAAUAAGACAAUUAGCAUCACCAUAGAUGGAAAUCUUGAGACCACUCUCAAUGCUGUCAAAGAAGAGAUAGAAAAUCAGCAAGGCAAAGAAAUGCGGGGGUGUGGCAAGGAAGGAAUCAAAGGGUACAUAAACCUUGGCGUACCAGAAGUCAGCCACAUGGUCAUUACACUCUCUAACACUGAAAGUGAGCAGAGAGAAGAUAAGCAAGUGUUUGGUUCGCAGCACCAGGUGUGUACAGACUCCAUCAAAUUUUACAUUCAUGCAGCUGGGAAGAGAAACGAAAGGAUUUUCAAGUGUAGAGAACCUCACCAAGAGGGGGAAAAACUCUGUGUCUAUGGCCUCAAGGGAGAGUCCAUCAAGGACACUCUGAGGAAGGAUGGCAGGUUUAAUUCCUUUGUAGAGAGUGACCAUUGGAAGCUCAUUAGUGACCUGGACACCAUUAUAGAAAACACUCAGCCAAUUGAUGAGUUGGAAGGCAAGCUCUUUCAGGUUGAGGUUGAGAGAAAAAAAUGUCCCCAGGCAGCAGAUUCCACUGAUUUGGAGAAGCCAUCUUACUAUGAGUUAAAAGAAUACAUUGUGAACAUGUACCCCACUUUAAAGAGAGAAAGUGAAAAAAUCAGAGCACACAUCAAGGAAGAAAGUGAAAUACAAAGUGAGAAAGCUUCCUCUUUUGAAAUGCACAAAGCCAACUUUGAGAAAUUGACAAAAAACUCCACCCCAACUAAAGUGCUCAAACUUCUCUCCCAGUUCAGUGAUUCGGUUGGGCUCGUAGUUUGGAACAACAAUGGAAAUGAGGGCUAUGCCACUUGCUUCGUUUUUAAAGGAUUGUAUGUUCUUACUUGUAUGCAUGUGAUAAAUGGCAUCGUGGGGAAAGACACAGAGCAAAGUAAGUGGGCAGAAAAAAUUAGUCAAUGUGCAAAAGUCGUUUUUGAUUAUGAAGAGUUCCAGGCAAAUGAAGAGAACUGCUUUUCCAUUGAGUCUUGGUUCAUGAUCUAUGAUGACACACUUGACUAUGCUCUCUUAAAACUGGAGGAAAAUGAACAACCAGAACCUGCAGGGCUGUUUAAUGGAAUAGCUCCUGUACCGUCGAGUGGAUUAAUUUAUGUUAUUGGUCAUCCUGAUAUAAAACAGAAGCAUAGUGAUGGCUGUGCUGUGGUUUCUCAAGAUGAGCUCAUUCAGAAAAGAAAAGCAGUGGAUGACAGUAAUCCUACACAGUAUAUCUAUAUGUACACCCAAAGAAGUUUCCAAGAAAAAGUCCAUGAACCUGGUGUGUCUACCUGGAAUAACGUUUUUUAUUGUGGGUCUUCGGGAUCUCCUAUAUUUGAUUCUAAAGGAUCACUGAUAGCCAUGCACACUGCUGGCUUCAUUUGUGAGUAUGAAAGUGGGGUUUCCAGUAUCAUAGAGUUUGGCUGUGCUAUAAAAUCCAUCCUCACCCAUAUUAAGACAAAUCAUACCACGUGGUAUGAAAAGGAAUGUGUAAAUCAACAAGAUGUAGAAAUGAAUAGUCUAGAGUGUUGA